AUAGUGUUGAACCUGUUUAAUGGGGUAACUUCAACCAAUUUGGUAAUCACGUUUUAGUAUAAAUGUAACCAAACCAUCGCGAAGCUUUUUUGGGUGGCAGCCAGUGCACCGGAAAAUCAUUGAGCUUCCGCUUCCUUUCAAGACAUCCGCUCAACUACAUCACAUCAUAAUGCCAAAAUCAAAGGAAAGACUGUCCACCACAUCUGGCAGUGACUCUGACAGUGAAGCAGAAACCAAGGCAAAAAGGAAGAAGUCCAGUGCACCAGAGAAACCAUCCAAGAAACCAAAGGGUGGAGAGAGCUCCAAGCCGGGCGGCUCAUCCAAAGGCGGCAGUGAUGCUGGAGACAACAUGUUCCAGAUUGGGAAGAUGCGAUACGUGAGCGUCCGGGACUUCAAAGGGAAAGUCCUGAUCGACGUCAGAGAGUACUGGACGAACUCAGAUGGGGAGAUGAAGCCGGGGAAGAAAGGUAUCGCCCUGAAUCCUGAACAGUGGAACCAACUAAAGGACCAGAUUUCAGAUAUUGAUGACGCCAUCAAGAGAUCCUAAGCAUUCCCUUGAUGUUCUGUGUCCACUCAUUAUUUCGUUAGUUGGCUAAAUGUUUUUGUAAAUGAUGUUGAUGUUUUAUAAUUGGCUGGGUAAGAUUAAAGCUGUGUAGAUCUA
Eleginops maclovinus (Patagonian blennie) is the source of this 661-nucleotide messenger RNA. RefSeq names its product activated RNA polymerase II transcriptional coactivator p15-like. Gene Ontology annotation, molecular function: transcription coactivator activity; DNA binding. NCBI's taxonomy places the organism in Eukaryota, Metazoa, Chordata, Actinopteri, Perciformes, Eleginopidae. The transcript is spliced from 5 exons. Gene Ontology annotation, cellular component: nucleus; transcription regulator complex. The record is from RefSeq and is a predicted model, not a curated record. Bases 170 to 547 code for a protein of 125 amino acids. Gene Ontology annotation, biological process: positive regulation of transcription initiation by RNA polymerase II.